Molecule: messenger RNA, 2116 nt
Organism: Chlorocebus sabaeus (green monkey)
Lineage: Eukaryota; Metazoa; Chordata; Mammalia; Primates; Cercopithecidae
Source: RefSeq, a predicted model, not a curated record
CCCGCGGCCUCCGCGCCCCGCCCUGCACGCUCGGACUGGCUCGGCGGCUGCUGCGGGCUGGCGGGCGGGCGGGUACGCGGAGGGCCGGUGGCCCGCAGCAGGUGGGCGGGGUGCGGUUAGCUGCGGCGGCUGGGCCUGGGGCUGCCGGCUGCGCUCGGCCCGUGCGCGGCGGCCCUGCAGGCGCACCAUGGACUUCAACAUGAAGAAGCUGGCGUCGGACGCGGGCAUCUUCUUCACCCGGGCCGUGCAGUUCACGGAGGAGAAGUUUGGCCAGGCUGAGAAGACUGAGCUUGAUGCCCACUUUGAAAACCUUCUGGCCCGGGCAGACAGCACCAAGAACUGGACAGAGAAGAUCUUGAGGCAGACAGAGGUGCUGCUGCAGCCCAACCCCAGUGCCCGAGUGGAGGAGUUCCUGUAUGAGAAGCUGGACAGGAAGGUCCCCUCAAGGGUCACCAACGGGGAGCUGCUGGCUCAGUACAUGGCAGACGCGGCCAGUGAGCUGGGGCCGACCACCCCCUAUGGGAAGACACUGAUCAAGGUGGCAGAAGCCGAAAAGCAACUGGGAGCUGCGGAGAGGGAUUUUAUCCACACGGCCUCCAUCAGCUUCCUCACACCCUUGCGCAACUUCCUGGAGGGGGACUGGAAGACCAUCUCGAAGGAGAGGCGGCUCCUCCAAAACCGGCGUCUGGACUUGGAUGCCUGCAAAGCGAGGCUGAAGAAGGCCAAGGCUGCAGAAGCCAAAGCCACGUGUGAGGGAGAUACGGUGCCUGACUUUCAGGAGACUAGACCUCGUAAUUACAUUCUCUCGGCCAGCGCCUCCGCGGGCACAGGCUCUAGGGUCCAGCUGUCCUCCUCUCCCCUCUCCUGCUGGCCACUCCUGCUGCCGUCUCCACAGCUCUGGAAUGAUGAGGUGGACAAGGCCGAGCAGGAGCUCCGCGUGGCCCAGACAGAGUUUGACCGGCAAGCAGAAGUGACUCGUCUCUUGCUGGAGGGAAUCAGCAGCACUCAUGUGAAUCACCUGCGCUGCCUCCAUGAGUUCGUCAAGUCUCAGACAACCUACUACGCACAGUGCUACCGCCACAUGCUGGACUUGCAGAAGCAGCUGGGCAGCUCCCAGGGUGCCAUAUUUCCAGGCACCUUCGUGGGCACCACAGAGCCUGCCUCCCCACCCUUGAGCAGCACCUCACCCACCACCGCUGCGGCCACUAUGCCUGUGGUGCCCUCUGUGGCCAGCCUGGCCCCUCCGGGGGAGGCCUCGCUCUGCCUGGAAGAGGUGGCCCCUCCUGCCAGUGGCACCCGCAAAGCUCGGGUGCUCUAUGACUACGAGGCGGCCGACAGCAGUGAGCUGGCCCUGCUGGCUGAUGAGCUCAUCACUGUCUACAGCCUGCCUGGCAUGGACCCUGACUGGCUCAUUGGCGAGAGAGGCAACAAGAAGGGCAAAGUCCCUGUCACCUACUUGGAACUGCUCAGCUAGGCAGGUCCCCCCACCCCCCACAUUCUGGCCUGGGCAGGAGAGGAUGGGUGUAGCCCUGCCACUUACCUGGUUUGUUGGUGACACUGCUGUUCAGAGUGGGGAGAAUUCACCCAUUCUGUCCCUGCUCCUGGUCACCUAGCUGUGAGGGUGCCUGAGGCCGAAUGGCCCCGCCCUCCCCCAGCCCUGCUUCUGACCUGUGGCUCUGGAGCCCCUGCCCCUGCCUGCAUCCCUGAGCGCCCCACCCUCCCGGCUUCACUAAGGAGGGAGGGGCUGUCUGAAGCAGCUGCACUCAGCACCUAGGCCAGGGUGGGGCCGCAGAUGGGCUCAGGAAGCCCCAGGUGCACUCAGUGAGAGCCCUGCCUUUCAGUUGCCAAAAGCUGCAUGGGGGAAUGCAGCAAGGCACACAGGGCUCUGGCAGCCCCUGGGGACUGGGCGCUGCCCCUGGGAGGGGAGAGCCUGGCCAGGGCUGGUGUUGGGCCCGGAGCAGCAUCUUCCGGUGCUAUCCUCCCCUCCCACCCCUCACAGCUCAAGCCAAGUCCAGCGGCCGCAGCCUCCACCUCUCCACACUCACUUUUUAUCUGGUGUUUUUACUUCUGCCUGCGUUUGCUCUCUAGCCAAUAAACCCUCCUUGUGUGCGAGUCA